AACAAAACAUCUAACGUUAAAUACCUGGAAAAAUAGUUCCUGGUCAAAUAUCAAGUAGUUUACAGAACACUAUUCGAGUGGACUUACUGCCCUACAUGUUUAGAAUAAAUUCAGACGUGUAGUUGGUGAACAUGGAGGCCGGGUGUCAUAUAUAGAACACAUGGAGGAGGAGUUAUAAAGCGUUAUAACGGAAGCGUCCUUCAGCCGCGGGUUCUGGUCCGAUGACAGAUCCUUCCCACGGUAACACAGCGGACAUGGCCGCGUCCACCGGAGGAUCAUCCACCGCGGGCAUCCAGGGGUUCCCCAUCAUAACCGGCAGGCCCCCGGAGGACAGCACCGGUAAGGACCCGGAGCAGACCGGAGAACCGAAGAAAAAGCCGUGCAGGGCUUGUACCGACUUCAAGUCGUGGAUGAAGGUCCAGAAAACGCCACAGGCGGCCCCAGCUGAGCAUGUGGAGCGGCAGCCGGAGUGUCCGCUGGACAGGGAAGAGUUAGGGCGUAACACCUGGUCCUUCCUGCACACCAUGGCAGCUUACUACCCAGACCGGCCCUCCCCCAGACAGCAGACAGACAUGGGACAGUUCAUCAACCUCUUCUCUAAGGUCUUCCCCUGCGAGGAGUGUGCUGAGGACCUGCGGACAAGGCUGAAGACCAAUCAGCCAGACGCCAGUAGUCGCCACGCCCUCUCCCAGUGGCUGUGUGGCGUCCAUAACGACGUCAACGCUCGGCUGGGGAAGCAGCCGUUUGACUGUUCCCUCGUGGAUGAGAGGUGGAGGGACGGUUGGAAAGAUGGCAGCUGUGACUGAUUCAUUACUGUUACCUGGGAACUGAGAGAUACAGGACACGUCUAUUCACAUCCUGUUCCCUGUAUAGUAGCGUUUAGGGAACUAUCUGGCAUCUGACACAGAGACUGUUCUAUUUUCUGAUUGGCUACGGAUCUACAUGAUGUUCACUAUCAAUCUGUUGUCCAGUUCCUUCAGAAAGUAUUCAGACCCCUGGACUUAUUACACAUGUUGUUGUGUUACAGCCUGAACUCAACAUGGAUUACAUACCCCAUAAUGACAUCACAAUACCCCA
Molecule: messenger RNA, 1077 nt
Organism: Oncorhynchus tshawytscha (Chinook salmon)
Lineage: Eukaryota; Metazoa; Chordata; Actinopteri; Salmoniformes; Salmonidae
Gene: gfer
Product: growth factor, augmenter of liver regeneration (ERV1 homolog, S. cerevisiae)
Exons: 3
Coding region: 222-806 (194 amino acids)
Biological process (GO): liver development
Cellular component (GO): mitochondrion
Molecular function (GO): flavin-dependent sulfhydryl oxidase activity; flavin adenine dinucleotide binding
Source: RefSeq, a predicted model, not a curated record